UCCUCUUCCUCUGCCGGUCCCGCCUUCGCCCCCCAGGACAGAAUGACUGAGAACAUGAAGGAGUGCUUGGCGCAGACCAAGGCGGCGGUGGGGGAGAUGGUGACGGUGGUGAAGACGGAGGUCUGCUCCCCGCUCCGGGACCAGGAGUAUGGCCAGCCCUGCUCUAGGAGACCAGACCCCUCAGUCAUGGAAGUGGAGCCCAGGAAACUGAAGGGAAAACGUGACCUCAUCGUGCCCAAAAGCUUCCAGCAAGUGGACUUCUGGUUCUGUGAGUCCUGCCAGGAGUACUUUGUGGAUGAGUGCCCGAACCACGGUCCCCCAGUGUUUGUGUCUGACACGCCGGUGCCCGUGGGCAUCCCAGACCGGGCCGCCCUCACCAUCCCCCAGGGCCUGGAGGUGGUCAAGGAAGCCAGUGGGGAGAAUGACGUGCGUUGCAUAAAUGAGGUCAUCCCCAAGGGCCGCAUCUUCGGCCCCUAUGAGGGGCAGAUCUCCACCCAGGACAAAUCAGCUGGCUUCUUCUCCUGGCUG
Odocoileus virginianus texanus is the source of this 528-nucleotide messenger RNA. The record is from RefSeq and is a predicted model, not a curated record. NCBI's taxonomy places the organism in Eukaryota, Metazoa, Chordata, Mammalia, Artiodactyla, Cervidae.